Molecule: messenger RNA, 961 nt
Organism: Caenorhabditis elegans
Lineage: Eukaryota; Metazoa; Nematoda; Chromadorea; Rhabditida; Rhabditidae
Gene: dpy-3
Product: Nematode cuticle collagen N-terminal domain-containing protein
Exons: 2
Coding region: 3-911 (302 amino acids)
Molecular function (GO): structural constituent of cuticle
Source: RefSeq, marked reviewed
AGAUGGAGCAGAAAUGCGCCCCACGGCGCUCUCUCCGGCUGUUGGCCAUUGCGUCGGCAACAUUAGCCAUUGUAUCCAUGUUGGCAACUGUCAUCAUUGUUCCACUUGUCUACAAUCACGUACAGCAUCUUCAAUCUGUUAUGAACAGUGAAGUAGACUUCUGCAAGACUCGAUCCCGCGAUUUGUGGCGUGAGAUGGUCACCGUCCAGUCUGCUACCGGCGGUAUCCCAGCGCGUACUGCUCGUCGCACACGUCGUGAUAACUAUGGAGCACAACCAAUUGCCGCCAAUCCACCAUCUUCCGCUGCUGGAUCUUGCUGUACUUGUCAAGUUGGACCACCAGGACCACCAGGACCACCUGGAAGAGACGGACGUCCGGGAGCACCAGGAAGACCAGGAAACCCAGGACCACCAGGAAGAGACGGAGCACUUCUUCCGGGACCCCCACCGAAGCCACCAUGCCAGAAGUGUCCACCAGGACCACCAGGACCAGCCGGGCCACCAGGACCAAAAGGCCUUCCAGGACCACAAGGAGAUGCCGGUACAUCAGGACAAGAUGGCGUUCCAGGACUUCCAGGACCACCAGGACCAUCAGGACCACAAGGAGCACCGGGAGUUCCAGGAGAAAAAGGACCAACUGGAGAGCCAGGAAAGGUUAUCAAUGGAGCUCCACCAGGACCUCCAGGACCACCAGGACCACCGGGACCACAAGGACCACCAGGACCACCAGGAAAGGAUGGACAACCUGGAAAGGCCGGACCACCAGGAUUGCCAGGAGAUCCUGGAGAGAAGGGAUCUGACGGACUUCCAGGACCACACGGAGGAACUGGACCACGUGGACCACCAGGACAACCUGGAUCCUGUGAUCAUUGUCCACCACCGAGAACUGGACCAGGAUACGCUAGACGUUAAAUUGUCGAUUUUUAUUUUGGUUUUAAAUAUUGCUAAUAAAAACCUUUUUG